Messenger RNA from Glossina fuscipes, 3026 nucleotides. RefSeq names its product homeobox protein araucan. The record is from RefSeq and is a predicted model, not a curated record. Gene Ontology annotation, biological process: cell development; neuron differentiation; regulation of transcription by RNA polymerase II. Gene Ontology annotation, cellular component: nucleus. Lineage: Eukaryota; Metazoa; Arthropoda; Insecta; Diptera; Glossinidae. The coding region runs from base 840 to 2993 and encodes 717 amino acids. The transcript is spliced from 8 exons. Gene Ontology annotation, molecular function: RNA polymerase II cis-regulatory region sequence-specific DNA binding; DNA-binding transcription factor activity, RNA polymerase II-specific.
ACAAAAAGAAAAAGUAUACGAUUCCAAAGGAAUUUUAAGCUUCAGCAAUUUAAUAAAAACCUUCGGUUGUGUAUAAGCCUGUGCAGGCAAAGAGUAUUUUACUUCUCAUUGCAUAUAAUGAAAUAUUACAUAAAUAUUUGUUGCUGCAUUUGUCUCUAAUGGUCUAAGCGCUCAAGCUCUUGUGUUAACCGUAUAUACGGAACGCGUUGGCGUUAGCAGUUGGCCUUCUUCAAACAAUUUUUGCCUUGUACACAUUGGAGAGUCAGCGGUGUAUCGUUUGAAGCGCAUAGUUUUUAAACCCACAUUAGAAAAAGGGAAAUAUUCUUUUUUCGUUAUUGUUAUUAUAUUUCUGUGGAUUUAUAAAUGAAAAAUUUUUUUUCUCAAUUUAUCAGCAAAUGCUUUGUUCUGAACACACCUUAUGUUUAGUUGUUGCAUAGCGUCGCCCUGUGACAGUGUUUGUGUAAGGUUUGCAUUAUAAAUUUAAUGUAUAACAACGUCGGUAGCAGCCACGCAAAAGCACAUGUAUACGCAUUGUUUGUUUAGUUGUUUGUUUAUGCAAUUGACUCUUUAUACGUUCAACAAUUACAAGAAAUUGACAAGGUGUUAGUUAUACGUGUGUGUUGUUUUUUGCAAUAAUCAAAAGAAGAACAAAAAAUAACUUAUUCAAAAAUUAUUUAAAAGGAAUCGCUGAUACUGUAAUAUAACAACAACAUCAAAAUAAUUUAGUAGAGUCUUUGCAAGUGCAAUUAUUACGGAUAGAAAAUUUCAAUCAAUAAUAAAAUUAAAAACAAUUUUCAAAUAGAUAAUAUAAACGAAAAUCGUAAAGGAAAAGGAAAAAAAUGGCUGCUUAUACACAAUUUGGAUACGCCGGGUAUCCGUCGGCAACGCAGUUGCUUUCUUCGAAUGCUGGUCAAUCGCCGCAAUCGGGAGAUACACCGACUGUACAAUCAACUAUUGCCACAGCUAAUGCUCCUGCAAGCAGUCCUAGCGGUGACUGCCGUUCAAAUUCGGCUGCAGUGACGGGCAACAGUGGUGGUAAUGGUGCAGGUAGUGGUAGUACUAAUGUUGCCGGUACCGGAGAUGUUUCUGCGGGUGCUUUAAGCCCUGAAGGUUUAUCUCAAAGUUCGAAUAAUCGUGGAACGGGAAAUUCGGCAAUGACUGCCAGCGGCAAUUCAAAUAUGGACGUUGCUGCUACUUCUGGAAAUAAUAAUUCUAAUGCGGGAAGCUCGUGUUGCGAAAACGGGCGACCAAUAAUGACAGAUCCGGUAUCUGGGCAAACGGUUUGUUCUUGUCAAUACGACUCGGCUCGUCUGGCUUUGUCAAGUUAUUCGCGUUUACCAGCGGCCAGUGUGGGUGUCUACGGUACACCCUAUCCUUCUACAGAUCAAAACCCCUAUCAGAGUAUAGGAGUAGACAGUUCGGCAUUUUAUUCAUCUUUGAGCAAUCCUUAUGCUUUAAAGGAUACAUCGACCGGUACGGAAAUGUCGGCUUGGACGUCAGCUGGUCUGCAACCAACUACAGGCUAUUAUUCAUAUGAUCCUAUAUCAGCUUAUGGUUAUGGUGCUUCUUAUGACUUAGCUGCUCGUCGUAAGAAUGCGACUCGGGAAUCAACGGCCACUUUAAAGGCAUGGCUAAAUGAACAUAAAAAGAAUCCUUAUCCGACUAAAGGUGAAAAGAUUAUGUUGGCUAUUAUCACAAAGAUGACUUUGACACAAGUAUCGACUUGGUUCGCUAAUGCUCGGCGACGAUUGAAGAAAGAGAAUAAAAUGACUUGGGAACCGAAAAAUCGUACCGAUGACGAUGAUGAUGCUCUUAAUUCGGACGAAGAAAAAGAUAAAGAUGAUAUGGAAACGGAAAAACCGGGACCACAAAUCCAUCCCGGCGGUAAUGUGACAAUGUCAGCUGGCGUUAUGAGCGCUGGUCAGGCAUUAAGAAAAGGUCAUGACAAAAAUGAUUUACAUGAAGAAGACCAUCAUAAAAAUCCCAAUCACACUGGUGAAAUUCGUGUGGGAUUAAAUUUUCCUGGUGGUUCUGCUUAUCAUGCGACCAAUCAUCCGCAUUCCUAUCAUCCUUAUCAACAUCAACAUCCAGCCUAUUAUCAGCAUCAACAGUCAAUGUUUGCUGGAAGUUAUCAGCAGCAUGCUACGUCUUCGUCGACGGCCUCCUCAGUGGAGGCUGCUAAUAAACAAGAUGGUGGCGAUUCAAAAAACCAGUUAAGCCGGGACUGUGGAGUACCGAUUCCAGCGAGCAAGCCCAAAAUCUGGAGUCUGGCCGACACAGUCGCCUGCAAAACACCACCACCUCACACGCAAAUGAGCGCUUUGGUGCAGCGGGCUACUACGCACACAACUCAACCAUCCAAUGCAACACCCGUAAAUAUGGCGAACAACAGCAGCAUCAACAACAACAACAACAACAACAACAGCAACAUUUACGGUAUAACUCCUUAUGCACGGGGGCCUUACGGGUCUUUUCUAGGCGCCGCAGCUAUGAGCAAUCCGCAGUCUUACAAUCACGGGCACUCGGUGAACAACAACGUCAAUCCUACCACACCUUCUACGGCGGCCAACAACGCUUUGCUAAGUCAUCAUGCUACCCCCUUGCACCAACAGCAACAACAACAUCUGCAACAUCAAACGUCCACCACGACUCAGCGGGGGAUGGGGUUUCACGAAGCCCAACCCGAUACUCCACCCCAAACUCCGCCGAAUAUGAAAGUGCCGAACAUACACCUGGCCACGAAUCUUCUAAUUACCGCUACGCAAGCCCAUACGACCGCUACCUGCCCCAGCAAUAAUAAUUUUUAUAAUAUUCCUUGCACCCGCUAUGCAACCGGUAACUACUCACCACGCGACGAAAAUAGCAGCGGUAGCAGUUGUAGUAGCGGGAGUUCGGAUACUACAACGACCACACAGCAGGCACAACAAUCUUAUAAAGCAUUAUUUAGAAGUCAACAGCAAUUGAUGGCAGCUGGCUUUGUUGCACCUGUAUAAAUUAUACAAAAACUUAUAAAAAAAAAAAAUAAA